Molecule: messenger RNA, 1545 nt
Organism: Camellia sinensis
Lineage: Eukaryota; Viridiplantae; Streptophyta; Magnoliopsida; Ericales; Theaceae
Product: UPF0481 protein At3g47200-like
Source: RefSeq, a predicted model, not a curated record
AUGGAGGAGACCAGUAAUAGAGAGGUGAAUCCGGAAAUCAAGGUAAUCGAUGAUGGACAAGAGCCAAGUAAAAGUAAAAGUGAAAGUGAAACGAUCAUCAAGGUAGAAGAGUUGUUCACACCUCGAAUACCGAGAGUUCCACCGAUGAUGAGAAACCAUGAAAAUAACAAGGGAAUGUUUGAUCCAAAAAGGGUUUCUAUAGGUCCAUACCACCAUGGCAAAGAGGAUCUCCAGCUUGUAGAGAACAUCAAGCCUAUGGUAGCAACACUGUUUCUACAAGAUAGCGGCAAGAACAUGGAUGAGGUCUACAGCAUGAUUCUUGAAAAGGUUGAUGAUGCUAGAAGCUACUAUGUUAAACGUUCAAUCGCUGAAUACAAUCGUAAGCAAUUUGCAAAAAUGAUGCUCUUGGAUGGUUGUUUCAUUCUAGCUAUAAUUGAGGACUUCCUCUCUUCUUAUUCUUCUCAUGCCUGUCGAGAAUCAAAGUAUGAUGAUGUUAAAAAUCAUCUAGGCACUUUUCUUUGGUUUUCAACAGUUCAAGAUAUAUUUUACUUGGUUGAGAAUCAGCUCCCAUUUCAAGUUCUUGAGUUGCUAAUGAGCUUAAAAUUCAAAGAAGAUGACCACGAUGAGGGGAUGAAAUCCAUCCACAAGUUAUUGAAUUUUUUGAUUUCUAAAGACACUAGACAUAUUGACGAUGAGGAGAAAGUUGAUGUCAACGAAACUGACAGGGAAUCGUUUCAUCUCCUUCAAUUGGCGCGGACAAAGUAUCUCAAUCUCAACAAAUCUGUUCACGUACUCGAAUCUCAAAUGGGCACAAAGAAGGAGAAAGACAAAUUCCAAUGUAAGCAGUGCCUUAAGGAUUACAUUCGGUACUUAUUUUGUUUUCUCAAGAAAGUCAAAUUCCGGUGUAUGCGCCUUAAGAUGUUACGUUUUGUCAAGAAACUCAAAUCUUCCAAACCUGAGUAUAACCUGAUGGGAGAUGUUCGCCCAUUUCGUUCAGUUACUGAGCUCAAAGCAAAAGGGAUAUACCUUACGCCUAACAGUUCUUUAUCUCUUGAGGCUAUUGAGUUCAAAUCUUUUUGCUUCUAUGGCCGUCUUGAACUUCAUCCUUUCAUGAUUACUAGAGAGACCAAACUAUUUUACUCAAACAUGCUUGCUUAUGAAAUGGUUUCAAGCUCUAUGUGUGAGGAGGACCCUGUCAUUACCGAUUACAUUAAUUUCAUGCGAUCACUGAUUGACAACCAGGAUGAUGUGAAAGAGUUGCGGUCAAAGCAUAUACUAUUCAACAAUCUUGGCAGUGAUCAAGAAGUGGCUAAUGUUUUCAAAGAGCUUAUCACUUUUGGAUCUUCGUUUGGUGCAUACAGGCAUGCCAAGGAAGGGAUUCAGAAUCACUAUAGCAGCACCGCCAAAACUUGGAUGGCCGAACUUAUUAACAAAUAUUUUAGCGGACCAUGGACAGCCAUUGCUUUCGUUGCUGCAGCUUGUCUAUUUGUCUUGGCUUUUCUCCAGACUUACUACACUAUCUCCCCUCACUCAUCCCAUAAAUAA